UGCUCUCCCUCCUCCUCGCCCAUGCGGCUCGCGUCCUCCUUGGCCUGCCUUGACUCGUCCUUCUCGGCCACGUCUGUCUUGCCUGGGUCCCCUCCGGGCUGCUCUGAGUCUUCCGACUCGGCGGGUGACGGUGCGAUGCUGCUCUGGGUCGGCGAUGGCGGCGGUGAGUCUCAUCGGGGCUGCUGGACUGGUGCCGUGGUCGUCUUGCCCCUGGUGGCAAAGUUGGCGGCGGCCGGCUCGCUGAUGAGAUCCUCCACUGCGAUGGUAUCGGCCGGCUCGCCAAAUAAGUCCUCCACCGCGAUGGUAUCCUCCUGACCCUCCUCCCCCCCGACAACGACCUCCACGCCAGACGCCCUGGCGGUCGGGUGUGAGGCCGGCAGCGACAGCAGGCUCGACAACAAGGUCGCCUGAACGGACGAAGGGACAAAGAAAAACGAAACGCGUCAGAUGCAGGCAGGCAAGCAAAUCUCAUUCUUGUGCGGUGGUGUCGGCUGACCGUCGGCGGGGGAUUGAGGGCCGAUGAGCUCCCCGGACAACACCACUACCCACAUCGACCAUACUGCUGGUGCGAUCGACAACAACAGGGCUACCCACACUGCUACUGCAACCGCUCCCUCAUACUCUGUGUCGCCCUCCGCUGCUGCUGCUGCUGGUGCCGGCGUGACGAUGCCUUCGCUAAUCAAGGGGGCGCUCCUGUCCUCCGCGCCGCUCGACUCCUCCUUGCCCUGCUGGUCGUCUGUGGCGUCAGCGGUCGGCGGCACGACAACAAACUCACCUACAAACAACCAGAACAGAAGGAACAACACACAUGUCAGAUGCAGGCAGGUACUGAAAUGUAAUUUGUGGAUGGUCUUGCUGGCUCACGAUGGCGGGGGGCUGAGGGCCGAUGAGCUCGCCGAACGCUUCGGAAAGCUUCGCCCUCUCUCCAGCCUCGGCGACAACAACUGAACUAGCCAUAGCCCCCACACCACUGCUACUGCGGCCCUUCUCUCCCUCCUCGUCGGCCGAUUUGUCGCCCUCCUCUGCUGCUGUUCUUCCUCGUGAGCACCGGCCUCCUCUUCUCUCGUCACGGCCCCGCCCCACGGCAAAUCGGCAAAGACCCAAAGCCACACAUGGUGUGUCUAGGUGGGCAUGCUGCCUGCGUACCGCGUUCCUUCAUCCGACUAGCGAAGUCUAAGAAACUCUCCUCACAGACACGCGCCGGGGUCACGCCUGACACACACACGGCAAUUCAUGGGUCCACUCAAUGAUGCCCGUACGGAUGCACCAAGCGUAUACCAUCGAUGAUAAUAAUCCAGCCAUCGCAGCAGCACAGCAGUAUGGGGAUCUCGGCUCUCCCCAGGGGGUUGGCCGCCGUGUCCCGCGCCACCUCAGACCGGAAGACUACGAGCACAUCGUGGUACAUGUACGUGUAUGGGGUACGCUGCUGGACGGCCUCCUGGUGGGGCUGGUCGCGCAUCAGCAGCUCCACCACGUCCUGGUUCGACAUGACGGCCUGGCGGGGGGCCACCUCGGUGAUGGUCUCCAUGUCCGCCGACAGGCCGUCGCCGAGCAGUCGGAUGGCCUGGAUGUGCGUCUCGGUGGGGCGGCCGUUGCCCAUGAGGGCGACUUCUGUGGUCGCCAGCACCCCACACACCUCUCCGGCCGACAUGCUGCCCAGCAGGACUACGCGCUCCUCCAUAGUAUCCCCCUUCACCUGCACCAAAAUACACGACACAGGGAGGGACCCAAUGAAUGAAUCCUGAGAAACCCACAUAUCCCUCCCUCCCUCCCUCCCUCCCUCUUAGCACCUGAGCCAGACGUAUGGCGUGGUAGUCGGUGGCGAGGUUGAUGUACUCGCCGCACUCGCCCAUCUCCUCCUUCUGCUGCCCGGGCGCGUCCAGAAAGAGGUGGUUGGGUGGUCUUGUACGGACAAGAAUUGUCGUACAAGACCACCCUCUCCCCAUCCAUGUCGACG
Vitrella brassicaformis is the source of this 1957-nucleotide messenger RNA. The record is from the annotation of a GenBank genome assembly. NCBI's taxonomy places the organism in Eukaryota, Vitrellaceae.